Molecule: messenger RNA, 2385 nt
Organism: Osmia bicornis bicornis
Lineage: Eukaryota; Metazoa; Arthropoda; Insecta; Hymenoptera; Megachilidae
Exons: 3
Coding region: 1-2385 (794 amino acids)
Source: RefSeq, a predicted model, not a curated record
AUGCUAAAAGAGGCAUACCAACAGUGCCAAGACCUGGACGCGAAAAUCGUCGCCAUGGCGGAUCUACAAGCCAGAUCAACUCUUCAGUACUUCGUCGACAACCAUUUCGAAAGAUGUGAGGAGUGCUAUCAGGAGUCCCUGGACUACAUGUCGGAGAUCCUGGAUAAGACAUCCUCGACCCAGGAGACAGUAUCCGAGAAAGGGAAUCUUCAACCAGUGAAGCUACGCUCGCAAUCGUUGCUGCCUCAAAUCCAGCUGCCGUCUUUUGAUGGAACCUUCGAACAAUGGGAGAGUUUCCGAGAUAAGUUUCAAUCUAUAGUAAUUAAUGAUAAUUCUUUGUCAAAUGUUGAGCGACUUGAAUUGGCCGAUACAGACCCCAUGAGCUCAGAUCCGAUCGAUAUCGUUAUCGGUGCGGAUUUGUUUGGUCAAUUAUUAUUGGACGGAGUUCGGAAAGGUUCUACAAGUGAACCGAUCGCGCAAAAUACACACCUGGGAUGGAUCCUAUCUGGUCCUACGUCCACUCAUCCUCUUCCUUUCUUUAUAGAUGCCCAUCACGCUACGUUGCUAGAAAAUCUCGAUGCAGAUCUUCGCCGCUUCUGGGAAGUGGAAAAUAUCCCAACUCAAUCAGUGCUCUCACCUGAGGAAGAAAAAUGUGAAUUACACUUUCAAUCCUCUCAUACUCGUACGUCGGAAGGGCGUUACAUAGUUCGACUCCCGUUCAAGAGCGAACCCCCUAUAGAUUUAGGCGAAUCUCGUUUUGCCACGAUGAAAAGUCUUCUCUCUCUUGAAAGACGCUUUAAAAGCGACCAAGUAAAUACCGAAACUUAUAAAGAAUUCCUCUCAGAAUACGAAGCCUUAGGCCAUAUGGAAAGGGUUCCAACUGUCCCGGUUCAAACAACCAACCAAAUUUAUUAUAUUCCUCAUCACGCAGUUCUUCGCGAAAGUAGUUCGACAACUCGUCUUCGCGUCGUAUUUAACGCUUCCCGCCGAACUUCAAACGGCACUUCUCUAAAUGAUCAUCUUUUAACUGGACCCAAGCUCCAAACCGAUCUAAUUGCAAUCCUCCUCCGGUGGAGAGGAUUCCGGUUUGUAUAUACCACUGACAUCGAGAAAAUGUACCGUCAGAUUUUAGUUGAUACACGAGAUACAGAUUUUCAACGCAUUUUAUGGCGUCCCUCGUCGCAACAGUCCGUUGAGGAGUAUCAACUCUGUACCGUCACGUAUGGCACUAAAUCAGCUCCUUAUCAAGCUCUUCGCGUUUUAAAUCAGCUGGCAGUGGACGAAGGUCAUCAAUAUCCUCUAGCUCUUCCAGUAUUAAAGGAUCAAACUUAUGUCGACGACUGUCUCUUCGGAGCAGACGACAAAGAUCUCUUGCGAACAAUCCGCGACCAGACCAUAAACCUGUUAAACAAAGGCGGCUUUCGUUUACGAAAAUGGGCCAGUAAUGAUCCAACUCUGUUAAUUGAUAUCGAUCCGCGCGAUCACGGUCUUGCGAAAAAUAAACUCCUUAAGAUCGAGGAGACCUGCUCAGUUUUAGGCUUAGAAUGGAAUCCAGUGCUCGAUCACUUUCAAUUUCGAGCUACCAUUUCUUCGAAUUUUGCCAAUACGAAACGCACAAUUCUCUCUCAAAUUGCAAAACUUUUCGACCCGAUGGGGUUGUUAACUCCAGUCGUUAUACCCGCGAAAGUGUUUAUGCAAAAAUUAUGGUCACUACAAUAUGAUUGGGAUGACAUUCUUCCUAACGAGGUUCUCCUAGAAUGGCAAGAUUACUACACUCAUUUACCAGAUUUAAAUAAGAUCACGAUUCCUCGCCAAAUAGCCAAUGGCAUCGCGCUACAUCAGGAAAUCCACGGAUUCGCCGAUGCAUCCACUAAAGCCUACGCAGCUUCGGUUUAUAUAAAAAGCGUCCUCCCAGAUGACAAUGUCUUCGUGGCGCUUCUCGUUGCAAAAUCACGAGUAGCUCCCGUUAAAACAUUAAGCGUACCGAGAUUAGAAUUAUGUGCAGCGGCAUUGUUGGCACGUCUUGUCGUUUUUGUGGAAAAUUCCUUGUCGCUCAUCCAUCACAAUGUCCACUGUUGGACUGAUUCAAGCAUCACCCUCGCCUGGCUUAGCCAACCUCCGACUCGUUGGAAGACUUUUGUCGCCAAUCGAGUGUCGAAAAUUCAGUCUCUUUUACCGAAAGCGCAGUGGCAUCAUGUUCCAACAAAUAGCAAUCCUGCUGAUUGUGCAACCCGCGGUCUAACGCCAUCGGAAUUAAAAAUCCAUUCCAUGUGGUGGUCAGGACCUUCAUGUUUCGACUACGGAUCCCUGGGAUUUACCCACGCGAUACUCAUCCUGGUCGAAACUACUUCGAGUGACGGCUUACAUACUUCGUUUUACUUCUAA